Molecule: messenger RNA, 2399 nt
Organism: Tricharina praecox
Lineage: Eukaryota; Fungi; Ascomycota; Pezizomycetes; Pezizales; Pyronemataceae
Product: WD40-repeat-containing domain protein
Exons: 5
Coding region: 180-2222 (680 amino acids)
Biological process (GO): transcription initiation at RNA polymerase II promoter
Cellular component (GO): transcription factor TFIID complex
Molecular function (GO): protein binding; RNA polymerase II general transcription initiation factor activity
Source: RefSeq, a predicted model, not a curated record
GCUUGUCUGCUUAGUUAGUCGCGUCCCCGUUAAACAAACGCGACCAGUAACAACCCAACUUCACCCCACUCUGCGUCUCCAAUUCAACUCCGGACUUUCCCAUUCAGACGACUCGACCUCUUAAUUCACACUUGCGAUCACGGUCCGUCUUGACGGCAGCCCUACCACAGCCCUACGCCAUGGCUUCUCAGACGGGUGCUAGCACCCCCUCCGGGGGAGCCCACACAGCUGGAUCACCUCAACAACUCAACCAGAUUGUCAUGGAAUACCUCUCUAAGAAAGGAUACUCCAAAACGGAAGCAAUGCUGCGAGUCGAAUCCGCACACACCGACGCCGAAGGGCGCCCAAUCAUCGCGAAACCAGAAGACUAUCCGGACGCCAUGUACGAGCGAGCUUACUCUCACCUUCGCAGGUGGAUUGACAAUUCUCUCGACAUCUACAAGCCCGACCUCAAGCGUCUCGAAUACCCGGUGUUUGUUCACUUCUACCUCACGAUGAUCUCGCAAGGAUUUAUGGGACCCGGCAAAACAUUCUGGAAAAAUCACCAUCAAGAACACGAGGCCAAUCAUGGGCACGACCUGGAGGAGCUCUCGAGGAUUGCGCUGCCGGCUCACGUACAGGAGAACACGCUAGCGAGGCUUUACCGCGAGAACAAGUACCGAGUCAAGCUUCCGGUUGCUACGAAAAACCUCCUGCUACACUAUCUGGAGGAGACGGGCGAGAGCGGGGGUCAGACUGUUUUGCGUUGUCUGAACCAGUACUUCGAACUCACAUCAAUACCCGGUAGAACCUCGUUGUUUGAUAGAGGCGGAGAGCUACAGGAAGGCGAGGGUAUCCAAGGCCACACAUCCGGAAGUGGAGACCUGUCGGAGAACCUGCCGGCGGUGAAGCUGGGGCCGCUGCCCAUGGACAAGGACGAGAUGAAGGAGAUCGAGGAGGAAUUGAGAGAUGAGGAUACCAGGAUGAGGGAUGCUUCCCGGAACGAUGAACUCGGUGUUACUGCUGGGUCUUCGCUUGUGGACGAGUUCCAGAAGAUCAAGCGUGAAGAGAGCGAGGACAGCCCCAUGCGAGAGAGCGUCCCACUUCCGCCAUACACGAUCGCGGACAUCGAGAGAGAGGUUAGAUUGGUUCGAGAGAGUCGAGAGGCGAUCUCCCUCAGCGGUGGACCAAGCCCGGCUCUGCCCAGUGUAUGCAUGUACACUUUCCAUAAUACAAAUGACGGACUUCACUGUCUCGAGUUUUCACAGGACGCGGAGCUGGUGGCUGGUGGGUUUGCCGAGUCAUACGUUCGUGUUUGGUCGGUGAAAGGAACCCCGUUGAAUUCCAUCAUUCCCCCGGAAAACCAACCCAUUGCGCCCAAAUCGCGCAGGCUUAUCGGCCAUUCGGGACCCAUCUUCGGUGUGUCGUUCUCCCCCGACGCAAAGUACCUCCUCUCCUGCUCCGAGGACAAGUCCAUACGCCUCUGGUCGAUGGACACAUACACCGCGCUCGUAGCCUAUAAAGGCCAUGACGCUCCUGUCUGGGAUGUCGCCUUUGGACCGUACGGACACUACUUUGCCACAGCAAGCUAUGAGCACACCGCCAGACUGUGGAGUUGCGAUCACAUAUACCCGUUGCGUAUCUUCGCUGGACAUCUGAGCGAUGUCGAUUCGGUAACGUGGCAUCCAAACUCGAACUACCUAUUUACAGGAUCCAGUGACAAGACCGCCCGCAUGUGGGACAUCAAUACCGGCAAUUCCGUCCGUUUGUUUAGUGGACAUGGGGCUCCCAUCACGGCACUCGCCGCUUCCCCGGACGGAAAGUACUUUGCCACCGCUGGUGAGGAUAGCUUGAUCAACAUAUGGGACAUCGCCGCGGGAAAGCGCCUCAAGUCGAUGCGUGGUCACGGAAAGACCGGCAUCUACAGUCUGUCCUUCUCACAGGAAGGAAAUGUGCUGGUUAGCGGAGGGGCGGACAUGACUGUCCGUUGCUGGGACGUGCUUCACGGCACCGGUGCAUCCACCGCCGAUGCCCCGGAACCCAUGAACGGAUCCGGAACGUCGGGGCCUACUGACGGAACCACGAAGGUGGAUGGCACUGGCUCGGGAACCAAGCGCAGAGGCAAGGACGUCGUUGCUACGCCCGAUCAACUUGCCGUCUGGUACACCAAGAAAUCUCCGGUCUAUAAGGUACAGUUCACCAAGAAGAACAUGGUCCUUGCUGGAUCGGCUUUCCUUCCUUAAGCUUGGCUGGUUGGGGAGUUGGGCUUGCACAUAACACUUCUUGAAAUAUCCUACGGCGCAAUUUUUCUUUUUUUUCAUAGUACCCGGCGCAAUUCUACUCUUUCUUCGAUUCAGGAAUGCGGGAAUGCAGAAUUUCUGUGUGGUGAUGGUGGGUUUCGUAUUUCAAAUGUGUAUCUA